UCUCGUAACCUCCGAACGUUUGCUAUUUGUUUACUUGGUCGACAGGAACGUGAGCAAAAUAGUGAAGAAGUAUUUUUUUUUCAUAAUAUUGUUGGAUGGGAAUCACACAAAUAUGUCAGCAAGUGGAGAAAAGCAAUACGGAUUAAUCCUGCCAUCGAAGAAUAAAGCACAAACUCAGGCUCUCAAUGUCCGGAAAUUGAAUCCCUUACUCGACUCAGAUGAUGAGCUCGAGCAAGAUGAAGAGUCUCCACUGAAUUGGGUUGAGGCUUCUCUAAAGAAAUCAGCAGGAAAUUCUGGUCAGCAAGCUCUGCAGCGACGCAUGUUACGAGAAGCUGUAGCAGAAGAUGCAUCUGUGUUCCAGUAUGAUGAAGUUUAUGAUGAGAUACAAGCUUCAAAGACAGCUGAAGUGGCUGCAAAGAAACAGAACACUGAUAAAAAGCCAAAAUAUAUCCACAACAUCUUGAAGCAUGCUGAGAAGCGUAAACUGGAAGGGGAGCGUCGGAAAGAGAGGCAAGUUCAAAAGGAGCGUGAAAUGGAAGGUGAAGAAUUUGCUGAUAAGGAGUCAUUUGUCACAGCCUCUUAUCUCAAGAAAAUGGAAGAAUUAAAACAAGCAGAAGAGAAAGCUAGGCUUGAAGAACUACAGGAAGAACACAUUGAUGUAAUGAAGCACAAGAAUUUUGGUGUAUUCUACAACCACCUUUUCAAGCAAAAAAUGGGAGAAUCUGCUAUAAAAAAGGAACCAGAGGAAACUGUCAUCAAGAAAGAACCAAACAGUGAUGGUGCAGCCGGCAAUGGAGAGACAGAAAUUAUACGGCGACAGGAUGAUAACAGGCGUCAGAAACAUUAUCGGACCCAGCGAGAUUUGAGUGAGUCUCCUGAGCGAGAGGUGCGAGGACAGAACAAAGUGGCAAGACGCAAUGCACCCUCUUCAGAUUCAGAGGAAGAGGAGAAGGUCGAGUCAUACAGAGAGAGAAGAGAGAGGCUAAAAGCAGCAGAAGACAAAAAGGACAGACCUGAUGAUAGGUCUAGGGGAAGGAGCAACUCCAGAGAAAGGAGAAGGGAAAGAAGUAUUUCACAUGAGAGGAGGAGAGAGCGAAGCAGGUCCAGGGAACGGAGAAGAGAAAGGAGUCACUCACGAGAGAGGAGGAGGGAAGGCAGCCAUUCAAGAGAGAGAAGAAGGGAUGUGGAGAAAACCUGGGAAAGAGGAAGAGGAUAUGACAGGACAAGAGAGCGGAAAUUUGGAAGGGAUAGGUCGCAGGAGAGAGAAAGAUCCAACAGGGGCAGACACAGAUCAAGAUCAAGGGAUCGCCAUGCUAGACACAGCAGGUCAAGAAGUCCACAACGAAGAAAGGCUGGUGAGCGACGAUCUCGUUCACCGCAGAGGCUAUCAAGGAGUCGUGAAAGGGUGAAGAUUAAAGAGGAACCAAAAUUUCCAGACAGGAGAGAGAGUACAAAGGAAAACAACAAAAAUGAGAAGCGUAGUACAGACAAGUCUAAAGAUGGGAAGGUGGAUAAUAAGUCACAGAAAGAAGGAGAUGCUAAGGUGAGACAGGAUUCGUAAACUCUUUGAGAAACGAACUGUUGGGGAGAAGUUUGACUUCGCACUGCAGAGAUAUUAUGAGAGGAAAGCUGCAAGAGAAGCACAGGGUUAAAACGCAAACCCAUGUUAGUACAAGUUUGUCCAUUUGAAUUUUCAUAUACCUCUGCUUUUGAUGGCAGUGUCCAUUUUGGUUGUUUUUGAAUAUUUUUUUUUGAAAGUAUAAACUGUUUAAAGAGCUUAGUAGGAAAGGAACUUUUGAACUUAUCAAAUGUUAUAUGUGGAAAUUUUGAUAAGCUUGUUAAUAUACAUGAUAACUUGUAUAUUUAUUUGUAUGCAGCAUUUCCUAUAAGAAUCUUGAUACUAGUUA
This is a messenger RNA of Penaeus monodon (black tiger shrimp), 1907 nucleotides long. Its product is annotated as nuclear speckle splicing regulatory protein 1-like. Gene Ontology annotation, biological process: regulation of alternative mRNA splicing, via spliceosome. NCBI's taxonomy places the organism in Eukaryota, Metazoa, Arthropoda, Malacostraca, Decapoda, Penaeidae. The record is from RefSeq and is a predicted model, not a curated record.